Molecule: messenger RNA, 2017 nt
Organism: Branchiostoma floridae (Florida lancelet)
Lineage: Eukaryota; Metazoa; Chordata; Leptocardii; Amphioxiformes; Branchiostomatidae
Product: nudix hydrolase 8-like
Exons: 8
Coding region: 128-916 (262 amino acids)
Molecular function (GO): ADP-ribose diphosphatase activity; NADH pyrophosphatase activity; NAD binding
Source: RefSeq, a predicted model, not a curated record
ACCAAUACACUUCCGGAUCCGUUUCCCAGGUGAGUUGCCUGCCUCUGACUUUCCAACCGUACCCGGAUUUUCCGUUCUACAAGGUCAUUUCAACUGUCAAUGAAUAAAGCUCACAAUAGAUUCAGAGAUGGCAGAAGAUAGCCAACUUCUCUGUAGGAAGGAUAGAUAUGGCGGGGUGAUUGUUGAAACCAUAAAGCAAGAGUGCAGUGCAGAAGAAUUCAAAAACAAGUUAGAAGCUGACUUGAUGAAAUGGCAGGAGAAUGGAGUCCGAGGUGUCUGGAUAAAGAUUAGUCUGAAGGAUGCUGAAAUUGUCCCUAUUGCUGCUCAGAAUGGGUUUGAAUUCCACCAUGCCCACAAAGAUUAUGUCAUGAUGAUCAGGUGGCUGCCUACAGACGAACCUAACAUGAUCCCAGGGUAUGCAGCACACUAUGUCGGUGUUGCAGGAUUUGUGGUGAACGAUCAGAAUGAGGUUCUUGUGAUCCAGGAGAAGUAUACCCACUCCAUGCAGGCCCAUUGGAAACUGCCAGGUGGCCUCGCUGAACCAGGAGAGGACCUUGCAGAUACAGCCAGAAGAGAGGUCCUGGAGGAGACAGGAGUUGACGCAGAGUUCCUGUCUCUUCUCUGUUUUCGACACCAGCAUAAUUUCUCCUUCGGCUGCUCUGACAUGUACUUUGUCUGCCACAUGAAGCCCAAGAAUGUAGACAUCACUAUAUGUGAGCAGGAAGUAUCAAAGUGUCAGUGGAUGCCAUUUGAGGAAUACUUGAGUCAUCCCUCCUUGACUGAAACUAACCGCUUCAUCGCACAGACAUUCAAGUCUACAGUUCUGCAGGGGUCCUCCAGGAUAGCAACCACAGAUGUACCAUCAAUUAGAACAGGAAAAAGUUACUUAUUGUACAGUAUUCAUAAUUGUCCAUAAUAGAUUAUUUGUUAUUUGGCAUCAUGUGCCUGGUGUCCCUAUUUGCAUUUCAGUAAAAUCAUCGCUCAAGCUUUUUCAGACAUUUAGAGAUCUUCUGAUAUGAUAAGAAAGACUUUCAUGUUUGUAUAAAUGUAAAUGUCUACAGCUCAAAGAAUGGAAUAUGAGAAAAGUACUUGAAAAGUUGCAGAUAAAACUGAAAAAUGCCGUUUGUAUGUAACCUAUGAUCCACUGAAGUGCAAAUAGGGAAACCAACAUGGCAGUCUGUGCUUGUUUGCUUCAUUCAUAUAGAAAAAAUGAAAACGUCCUAGUAGACAUGAUGUCAUUGUGAGAACAUUGUCUGGGAAGUAUUGAGAACUGAUAUUGCCUUGUUUAUUUGGUUCACAUUUUUUAAACCUAUUUGUUUUACUGGUACCGAAAGAGAGUCUUUGAUAAAAUUUGUACUCAGGGAAGACAAAUCCCACUAUUAAAGAUGAAAUUUACUAUGCAAUGAUUAAUGGGGGGGGGGGUGAUAUUGCCCCAUGUCUACUUUUGUACUCCCAAGACAGAUAUUUGAAAAGAAAAUUGGUGACUUGGAUAAAGUAUUAAUAGUUUGCUGCUAAUGACAAUUGAAUACUGUUGUUUAAAAGAAUGUCAAAAACAUUAUCUAGCAGUACAGUCAGUGUGUCAUAUCAGAUAUUGCAGUAUGUGUUUGUAUGUGUUGCACUAUUCAUAGACAACUUAUAUGACUGCUGAACUUCUAAAUCUAUGUUGACAUAUUAUAGCUCAAUCAAAUGGCAGAAAUAUGAUUUGAAUUCAAAAUAUAGAUAUGUAAUUAUGCUACAUACAAUUAAGGUGACAGUUUGUGAUGUUUUCUUUUUGAAAAUUUUUUAAAAGUCUUUUGUCAAAAUGUUUUGACAGAUACUUGACCUUGUAUAUACAUUGAAGAUACUACUCAACGUAACCUAGCAUGUAACAUUACAUCCAUCUCAGGUAUUAAAAGUCUAUUUAAGACUUAGAGUUUCUGGUUUAUAAGGUACAACUUCUUUAAAGGAAUUGUACACACUUGACUAAAUGGAUGAACAUUUUUCUUUAACCACUUGUAAUAAAGGAGGAGACAAAUAA